This is a messenger RNA of Impatiens glandulifera, 659 nucleotides long. RefSeq names its product calcium-binding protein PBP1-like. The transcript has a single exon. Gene Ontology annotation, molecular function: calcium ion binding. The record is from RefSeq and is a predicted model, not a curated record. Bases 73 to 450 code for a protein of 125 amino acids. Lineage: Eukaryota; Viridiplantae; Streptophyta; Magnoliopsida; Ericales; Balsaminaceae.
AUCCUCAUCAUGCAAAUUCAUCUAUUUUCUUUCUCAUAGAAAACAAAUAUUAACAAACAAACAAACAAACAAAUGGCAUCUGGUGGAGGACGGAAGAGCGGUGGCGGCGGCAGUGGCGGCAUUGUGUUUGAAGAUUUCUUCCCUGGCAUGAUGGAGAAACUUGGGGCGGAGGGAUUCAUGGACGAGCUCUGUAAAGGGUUCCGUCUUUUAAUGGAUUCCGACAAGGGUUCUAUCACAUUCGACAGCCUGAAGAGGAAUGCAGAGUUGUUGGGUCUACACGGCUUGUCGGACGAGGAACUCACCUCAAUGAUGAGGGAGGGAGAUAUGGACGGAGACGGAUGCUUGAACCAGAUGGAGUUCUGUGUUCUCAUGCUAAGGCUCAGUCCCGAGCUCAUGACCGAAUCCAAGAGGUGGCUCGAACAGGUCACCAGGAGGGUCCAUGGCUGCUGAUCGAUGCAAACUACUCUGUUCUUCUAUCCAAUGCUCUGUUUUUUCAAAAAUAUGUUUGAUUCCUAUUCCUAUUCCUAUUCUUCUUGGUACUCUGUAUUUUAGCGAAAGUGGUAGUAGUAAUAGUAACUAGUAAGUAUAUAUAUUUUGAUGAAUGAUGAUGAUGCUGUACUUCAAUUGUUUUAUGUUUUCAUCUCUAAAAUAUUUCUAAU